AUGCCGCCGCCGGCGUCGCCGCGGGAGCACAUGGAGAGGAUCCGGCGGGAGCGCUACUACAUCGGGCGCGGCGAGCAGAACCCACUGACGGAGGACAUGCACCAGGCCGUCAACUACCUCUCUCAGGAGCUCUACUCCAAGGACGUGCACUUCCUCAUGGAGCUCGUGCAGAAUAAAAACACUAAUCCUUGGAAGUUAGGCAAUGUCUGUGGCCACCUUAUUUAUAUCAGUUUGCAGAACGCUGAAGAUAAUGAAUACCCUUCUGAAGUAGCACCUUCUUUGGAGUUCCUCAUUACAUCAAAGGAUAUUACUGGAUGUGGUGCAUCCUCAACUUUGCUCAUCUUCAACAAUGAGAGGGGUUUCUCUGCAACCAAUAUAGAGUCAAUUUGUCGUGUUGGGAAAUCAACAAAGAAGGGAAACAGACAUCAGGGUUACAUUGGAGAGAAAGGUAUUGGGUUCAAAAGUGUGUUCUUGAUAUCAAAUCAGCCCCACAUAUUCAGCAACGGCUAUCAGAUCAAGUUCAAUGAGAAACCUUGUGCAGAAUGCAAUAUUGUGUACAUUGUACCUCAGUGGGUGGAAUCCACACCUAGCCUUUCCGAUAUCGAAGCAUUAUAUGGGUGCUCAAAGAUCCUACCUACAACUAUCAUCAUCUUACCAUUGAAGAGUGAGAAGAUUGAUGCGGUGAAGAGGCAGCUGUCAAGCAUGCAUCCUGAAAUGCUACUGUUCCUGACAAAGAUCAGGAAACUCUCUGUCCGGGAGGAUAACUCUGAUCCCAGCAAUACAACUGUUAGUGAGAUUCCGAUAUCCAGUGAAAAGAACUACCAAGCCAGGAAGAACAUGCAUGCUGAGUCGUACACACUCCAUUUAUCUGCUGAAGAGACCGGGAAAGAUGAAGCUGAAUGUGGUUAUUAUAUGUGGAGGCAGAAAUUCCCAGUAAAGCCAGAGAACAGAGUCGAUAAGCGUGCUGAAAUUGAUGAAUGGGUGAUAACCCUGGCCUUCCCACAUGGCGAGCGUCUGUCCCGUGGGAAGCAGCUAUCACCUGGCAUCUAUGCUUUCCUCCCAACUGAGAUGGUAACAAGCUUCCCCUUCAUCAUUCAGGCUGACUUCCUCCUUGCUUCGUCAAGGGAGGCUAUACUGUUUGACAGUCCAUGGAACAAGGGAAUUUUAGAGUGUGUCCCAAGCGCUUUCAUGGAUGCUUUUGUCACACUCAUAAAGUCUGGAGCUGAUGCAUCACCAUCAAUGUCUCUGCCAUCUAUGUUCAACUUUCUACCUGUCAAUUCUUCACAGAUCCCACUGCUUGAGACAGUUAGGUCUGGCAUCAAAGACAAGGUCCUUGCGGAGGCUAUAGUUCUGUACAAUUGGCAAAACUUUUCUGGUACAAACAUGCUGUCCAUUCCCCUAUUGAAGUAUGUUGAUAGGGGUGGUGUUCUCUCGUUCUGGAGCAUAUCUAGAGCUAGUCAGUGGAAUGAUAGGUUGUGCAUUGCGUCUGAAAACAAGUACAUAUCAUGGCUAAUCAGCUGGAACAAGGAGUUUCUAUCUUCUAACCGGUUCUUUCUGCCUCCCAACACACAAACGGCUCUAGAAGAUUUGUCAGAGAAGAUAACUGUGAAAAACUGGCUUCAGAAUCAUGCAAGAGUGGAGAUGCUUCACAUUGAGAGCUACUUCUCAUCAGAACUCUGCCGCACCAUGCCAGUAAUUGAUAGCUAUGGCUAUGUUGUCAAGAAAAGAAAUAGAAUUAUAGUUCCUGCCAAGGGGAGCAAAUGGGUUGGUUUGAUGGGUACAAACCCAUGGAGGAAUGAAGGCUACAUUGAAUUGUCAGCAGAUUACAAGUCAGCAGGGCAUUUUGCUGGAAACUACACACCUGAGGGCCAGCUACUGGAAUUCCUCAAAACAAAUUUGGAGGCUUCCGAUGUGCCAUUCAUACACCCACCAGAUGCCAGAUUCCCUACUGUCUCAUCACCUCUAACAGUGAACAAUGCAUUCUUGCUGCUGGAAUGGAUAAGGAAUUUGAAGUCAAGUGGUGUGAGAUUACCAGACCUGUUCUUGACUUGCGUCAAGGAAGGGAGUUGGCUAAAGACGUCGGCUGGGUACAAGUCGCCUAAUAUAUCAUUUCUGUCCAGCUCCAAUUGGGGGAGUCUUCUGCAAACAGAACCUUCCUGUGUUGAUAUACCAAUGAUUGAUCAACAGCACUAUCAAAACAAGCUACAUAUGUAUAAAGAGGAACUCAAGGCAAUUGGCGUGAGAUUUGAAUUCCAGGAAGCUUCGGCUUACAUCGGAAGUCAUCUCAUGUCUAUUGCUGCUGGCAAUUCGCUGACCAGAGAGAAUGUGUACACACUGCUUCGGCUUAUUCGGUUUCUACGAGAAAAGUUUCUAUCUCCAAGUGAACUGAUCAAGAGUGUCAAAGAGGGACGAUGGAUGAAGAGUACUCUUGGCUACAGGCGUCCUGCUGAUUGUAUCAUCUAUGAUUCAGAUUGGGCCGUGGCAUCAUGUAUCAGUAACCAACCAUUCGUUGAUGUUCUGUCCUACGGUGCGGCCAUCCUCGAAUAUAAACCCGAGCUGGAAUUACUUGGUGUUAUUGUGGGGUUCAAAGACAAUUACCAGCUUGUUAUUGACAACUUCAAGUUCAGUUCUGAUGAUAUUACUUCUGAGGCUACUGUAUUAAUCCUCAAGUGCAUCCGUUAUGUGGGUUCAUAUGAUGAUUUCAUAAGGAAGCUCAAAGAUUUGAAAUGGUUGAAGACAAUUGUGGGAUUUCAUGCUCCUAACAUGUCCUUUCUUGUGGACCCUGAAUGGGAGUGCCUUCUAAAGGUCUUUAAUGGGGUUCCUGUUAUUGAUUAUGGAUUUUAUGGCAGUGUGAUCAGUUCAUACAAAGAAGAAUUGAAGAAGACUGGGUUGAUCACAAGAUUCGAUGAUGCAUCAAAGGCUAUAACCCAUAUUUUCAAGCAGAAGGUGUUGAAUUCAUCGCUUGAAAAAGCAGAUCUCCUGGCUCUACUAGGAUCAUAUCGUCAACUGGCAACACAUGACCUAAUUCCAGUUGAGCUUUUCAACGCUAUGCGUACUGAAAAGUGGCUCACCUCACUGGGAUUCCGAUCUCCUUCAGAUGCAAUUCUAUUUGAUGAUGCAUGGGAACCUUUGUCUCCAAUAGCAAAUUUACCAUUCAUAGAUGAUGGCGACUCUUGUUAUGGUUUAGGAAUGGAGAUACAUGGCUACAAAGAUGAACUGAAGAAGUUGGGUGUUACUGUUGAAUUAAAACAAGGUGCUAGAUUCGUCAUCACAGGCAUCAGCAUUCCCAGUGACCCUUCCAAGCUGUCCAAAGCUACAAUCUUGUCACUGCUUGGGUGCAUCAAGAGCUACUUCACCCUUGCAGCUGGACCUCCUAAGGGCUUCCAGGAAAAUUUGUGCAAGAAGUGGUUGAAGACAUCCAUGGGAUAUCAGUGUCCUAAUGAUUGUAUCCUCUUUGAUCCUACACAGUCUUCUAUCUGCAUGGAAGAUGGACCUUUCAUAGAUGAAGCAUUCUAUGGUUCAGAGGUAGCCUCAUUUAAAGAUGCUCUUACAAGAAUCGGAGUAACUGUGGAUAUCAAACAGGGAAAAGAUCUUGUUGCUCGGCAUCUGAGGAGCCACAAUGAUAGGAUUACCAUUUCUCGGAUCUACUCAUACCUGAUGGAGAGCAAUUGGCUUCAUGUCCUGGACAAAUAUUAUGACAAAAAUUUGCUUGACUUCUUUUUGUACUAUUUGGACGUGAGGAAUGGGCCUGGUUCUGAAGAUUACUGCAGACUAUGGGUCACAUGGGAGAAAUCUGUCCAGGAGAUAGCUGUGUCUGAUUGCUCUGCUUUCUGGAAAUUCAUUGCGACAAACUGCAGCAAAAACACCCAGAAACUUCUUUCUGGUUGUGUCAAAGUUCCUGUGUGUACUGACGGAAAGAUCAUUUUAUCAAAGAAGGAGGAUGUGUUCAUUCCUGAUGAUCUACUACUUACAGACUUGUUCAGCAAGCUAGCCCAGCAUUCAUUUUUUAUCUGGUAUCCUGCUUCUAUCCUACCUUCCAUGUCUCGAGCAAGCCUUAACUGCAUCUAUGAUAGCAUCGGUGUUCAAAGAAUAUCCAAGGCAGUCACCAAGAAUGAUGCCUUCACCUUAGACAAUUACCAUUUCAGAACAACUGAUCCAAGUGAGGUGAUCAAGGUUGGUCUACUCAAAAUAAUUCUCUCAUUCCUCGCUGAUCCUGCUCUCAACAUUCCUGCUGAAGAGAGGCACAGGAUGGUUUCUUGCCUUCUGAAUGUGACUGUCCAAGAGAGUGAUGAACCAAUCACAGUGGGGUAUAGUGUAAGAUUGUCAUCUGGAGAGGUUGUGGAUGUGAAGUCCAGCCGAAUGCUUAGGUGGGAAAGGGAGGAUUCCAAGCUGUACAUGCAGAGUAGCGAUGGCGAGCCCAGCUACAAAGAAAAGAUUGAGUUUGCGACCUACUUUGCAGAGGAGAUAUCUCAAGGCCUGCUCUUUGAGAUGGCGGAUCAGAUCCCUUCGCUCGCUGAGCUUAUUAAGUUUGGCAGCUUACUGGAUUUCGAAGACGCUGCUGUUGGGUUCUUGCUGAAGUCAAAAAAUCUGCAGGUGUUUCCUGAAGAUGAGCAUUUCCUAAAGUCUUUAAUGCUAGGGCACUAUCGUGCAUGUACUGUUAUGUUGGGCCAAGUAUAUCAGAGGAUGAAGAGAAGCCGUGACUAA
Messenger RNA from Miscanthus lutarioriparius, 4704 nucleotides. The record is from the annotation of a GenBank genome assembly. Lineage: Eukaryota; Viridiplantae; Streptophyta; Magnoliopsida; Poales; Poaceae.